GGGCCGCCAUGUUUGCCUUUUUGUGAGCGUUUUGGGAAAGAAGGUGUGUUUAGAAAACGGACACAGAACUGAAUACGAGCGAAGAAAUAUGAUGCAUCAGCUUGGACAACAGAGAGGGUUUCCUCCUCAUACUCACCCUACCCAGUCAUCAAACCUGUCUGAAAUGGAACGAGAGAAAAUAUACACUUGGGUGCUUGAGUUAUCAAGUCCUGAUACAAGAGAACAUGCUCUAUUAGAACUGAGCAAAAAAAGAGAAGUUGUUCCUGACCUGGCACCUAUGCUGUGGCAUUCAUUUGGAACCAUUGCAGCAUUGCUUCAAGAAAUAGUUAAUAUUUAUCCAGUCAUAAACCCUCCUAACCUUACAGCUCACCAGUCAAAUCGUGUGUGUAAUGCACUAGCUCUUCUGCAGUGUGUUGCUUCUCAUCCUGAAACUAGAUCAGCAUUCCUUCAAGCACACAUUCCUCUGUUUCUGUAUCCAUUCCUUCACACCACAAGUAAAACAAGACCAUUUGAAUACCUAAGAUUAACAAGUCUGGGAGUUGUAGGAGCACUAGUCAAGACUGAUGAAGCAGAAGUUAUAAAUUUCCUUCUCACAACAGAGAUUAUUCCUUUAUGCUUGAGGAUCAUGGAAUCUGGCAGUGAACUCUCAAAAACUGUAGCCACAUUCAUUUUGCAAAAAAUACUUCUGGAUGAGACAGGGCUAUCGUACAUCUGCCAAACAUAUGAGAGGUUUUCCCAUGUGGCUAUGAUCCUGGGGAAAAUGGUGUUAGCUUUAGCUAAGGACCAAUCAGCAAGGCUGCUGAAACAUGUUGUUAGAUGUUACCUUCGCCUCUCAGACAAUCCUAGGGCUCGUGAAGCUCUCCGUCAAUGCCUUCCUGACCAGCUUAAGGAUGGCACAUUUUCCAACUGUUUGAAGGAUGAUGCUUCCACCAAACGAUGGCUCAGCCAGUUAAUGAAAAAUUUGCAAGAUCCUUCCUUAGCGGACCCUAGAGGAAUACCUCUACCGCCUUGAGCAAUCAUUACCGUCAUAGCUGUAUAUAGAACGAACGUUUUCUUGGAAAUUGAACUAUUUCUUGUAUUGUGUCAUAGCGUUGAAUUUGUUUUUUAUGUCAAUAUAAGUAAAGUCUAGUUUGUACAGAAGUUAUUUUGAAUGAUAAAAACCGCUUGUGUAAAAAUAAAAGAUGAAGAGUCAAGUGA
Molecule: messenger RNA, 1197 nt
Organism: Orbicella faveolata
Lineage: Eukaryota; Metazoa; Cnidaria; Anthozoa; Scleractinia; Merulinidae
Product: CCR4-NOT transcription complex subunit 9-like
Biological process (GO): mRNA catabolic process
Cellular component (GO): CCR4-NOT complex
Source: RefSeq, a predicted model, not a curated record